AUGUUACUAUCCGAGUCGAAAACAAACCUCCUAGACAUUGAGAAAAGUGAAUCCUCAGAAGAUCCAAAACAGCGUAUGAAAACGUCAUCGAGCCCCAUGAAACCUUUACCAAGGAGGAUAAUCCUAGACAAUGAAAAUGACGAUGACGAUGAACGUUUGGCUCGACGGAAGUCUCGUCUACUUGAACCUCAUCCCGCUAGUGUGAGUAGUCCAAGUGCGAAUUCCUCUGCUAAACGCCGUGUAGAUGCUGAACCUCCACGAGGUAUACCUCCAGCACAAAUUGGAGAACAUUAUGGCAAUUGUAUUCGACUGGCUGCAGAAAAUAAGAUCACAGCAAAAAAUGCUUUCAACUUACAUCUCAUAGAUUAUAUGAGUGAAAUGAUAAAAAAAGAAGACUUCACAAGCUUCCAGAUCGCCAGUUCAUCGUUGGAUGCUGGGGCGAAGAUAUACGCUGGCCGUGUGGAUGCUGUUCAUCAAGAAACUUAUCAAGUGCUUACGGGACUCGGUCGUUCAGGUAACCCUCAAAAUGCAGAAGUCGAGAGCGAUACUAACAAUGCUGAUGAGAAUGAUGAUUCACAUGUUCAAUCUAAACCACAACAAAAGAAAAAGACUGCAGUACAUCGGGAUGUGAUUCAAAAACAAUUGAAUAAAAUUCGGAUUAAGACACUAGCUGAUAAAGUCGAUGUUGAUCCCUUAUUUCAACAUCAAACGGCUGUUUAUGACGAUGGUGGUACUGCUGAGUUACGGUUAAAUCAACUCUUUACUGCAAAUGCUUCAUGUGAGUUAAUCUUGGAUUCAUCAACACCUGUCAUGCUGCGUAAAGUGGCUAAUACGCAACCAACAACUCCCAUGAAUAUUACAAAUGUUACUGAGUUUUUGUCUACUAUACUUACAAAAUCUUUAAAUCAAUUAUCAAUAUGUUCUACUUUACAAAACUUUCGUUUCACGGAUUGGAACCCAAACAAGAACACUUUCGAUUUAAGUGAUCAAAUUAAUUUGGAUACAACUAUUCAGCAAGUUGAUCCACUUAAUCUGGAGAUUAAUGACGAUGACAACGGAUUUGACCCUCUUCCAUCCCAGGAUGAUAGUCUUGAUGAUAACACGAUACAUGAGGAUGUUAACUUAGAACCAGUAUUCGAGAAAGACACGCAAGUUGAAGUGGAUGGCUUAUCACCAAAAGCCGUAGACAGUAAAAUUGAACAAAAUGCUGUGAUGACUGAUGUUCCCACCAACGAAAAUACAACAACAACAACUAUUACUACUACACCAGACAGUGAAUUGUUUGUAGCUUCUUUAAAAAGUAUGUUAGAUAAACAGUUUGAACACUUUGGAAAGUUAAACGAUCAUCUAUUGGGUAUGUGGGCAGGACCUGAGCAUUGGCGUAAAAAAGCCAAAAGACCAAGACUGGACAUUGGGGUUAAAUCAAAAGAAGACAAUCAUGAAGUGGACUUAGGACAUGCAGUGGAUGGAGAUGAGAUAGAAAUUGUUAAAACUGUGGGAAAUCGUAAAAUUAAAAAAUCCAAAAAAGAUAAAGGUCAAAAAGUUUCUUAUGCAGAAGCACACAAAUCAGGCGAGAAUCGAACAAGGAGUGGACGAUUGUGUCGUCAGGAUUGGUCCAAUAAUGGUUUAGCUGGUGUGCAGAACAGUGCUACUCCCAACGCGACUGUAUUUAAAGAAUCAUAUCGACAAAAAAAGCCGGGUGAAGUUAACAACAAUAUGAAUGGGAAUUCUGAUUUAUGUGCAGUGUUAUCAGUUGGUGGUACAGAUAGACCUUUAAAUGUAUACGAUGAUGAUGUAAAUGAUGGGGCAGAUGAUCAUUUGGACAACCAUCAAGAUGAUGAUGACGAUGAUGAUAUACUAAUGCCUUUCGAAUGUAGCUUUACACAGAAUACUGCUAACAAUGACGGUGAAGUUGAUGGCUUCGAGUUAAUUUCACAACCGAAUAAAGUAGCUCGCAUUGAAAUUGGUUAUGCUCGAACUGCAAAAAUGAUAAAUAUCCAACGCUUGAAGUUUGCUAUGUGGGGAUUCCUUGAAAAUACUGUUCCUCAUGUUAACACGAAUGUCCCAUCUCUUUCUCCAUCAUCUGUAGCUUCUACGACUUCAGCUCCUGAUGGAGUUAGCUUAACAGAUGAUGCUGCAUGUUCGCCCAGAUUACACGAAAGCCAACAGCAACAACCAAUGAAUGAAUGCAUCACUGUAUCAGACGGUGGGAAAACUUCAUGUUUGCCUAAGGUCUCUGGUGCUAAAAGUUUGUCAGAAGUUAUCGAUAGUUUAUCAAGCCGCAUAAGUUGGCGAAUGGCUAAGGAACUCAGUGUUUCAAUCGCCUUAAAUUGCCUCUUGCAUUUGUCCAAUGAAAAGCAAUUAUAUUUGGAAAGUGUGGACAGUUUUUCGGAUAUCUUCAUUUCUCAAGGAUUACCCUCCUUUGAAAUGCGACAUCUUGAAUCCUAUGCCAAUGCAUAUAACAAUACCCCCAACAUACCAAGUGAUAAACAAAAUCAAGUCACCAAAAACGUAAUAAAGCUAAACAUAUGCGUGUAUCAACACUUGAUUCCUGGCUUCGCUUUUUAUGCAGAAGAUAGCACUUGGUUAUCUUUCAAUAUCAAUAUAAUUAAAAGCAAGCGACUUUUUAUGAACGACAGUUAUGAUAAUUCUAUAGAGAACGUGAAUGUGACGGAGAAUGGUAAAGACCAACUUGUUGAUUGGUUAGCAAACAUUGGACCGUCUUCUUCAGUAGAAUUUACUCCUAAAAUCUCAUUAGACGAACAUAAUAAAGAACCAAUCCGAAGAGUACGCUCAGAUGCUUGUAGAAGAUCUAUGCAAGCCAGAAGAUGUUUAUUCCACUUAAGAAAAUUGAAAACUCUUCCAAGUAAACAUCAGCUCAUUUUUAUGAUGCAUAAUAAACAAGACGAAGAUAUUUGUACAACUUCUACAUCUGUAGAAGAGAAGAUUCCCAUCUCAUCUUACACACGGGAUGAUUUCAAUUCUUCAAAUGAUACAAAAUCUAAGAAAGUUAUAUCAUAUCAAGAUUAUCUAGCUUUACCAAUUCAAAUACGUUAUCCAUUAAAUUAUAUUGGAAAUUUAUUUGAAGAUAUCACUCCUCAAAAUGAUAUUUCCAAUGAGAAUGAGAAUAAUCGUGAAGAGUAA
Messenger RNA from Heterobilharzia americana, 3144 nucleotides. NCBI's taxonomy places the organism in Eukaryota, Metazoa, Platyhelminthes, Trematoda, Strigeidida, Schistosomatidae. The record is from the annotation of a GenBank genome assembly.